Messenger RNA from Ochotona curzoniae (black-lipped pika), 1664 nucleotides. Its product is annotated as translation initiation factor IF-2-like. NCBI's taxonomy places the organism in Eukaryota, Metazoa, Chordata, Mammalia, Lagomorpha, Ochotonidae. The record is from RefSeq and is a predicted model, not a curated record. Bases 1 to 1422 code for a protein of 473 amino acids. The transcript has 3 exons.
AUGGUAACUGGCGCCGCUCUCGCCCAGCGACACGCAGCUGGACCUCCGCCGGGGUCGGAUCACAGGCACUUUGUCGUCCGCGGCGCUGGCCAGCCGAGGAUGGAGAGGCGCUGCCCUGAUCGGAAAGAAGUGAUCCAACCCCAGGGCCAACAGGCAGCCAGCGCCCCCGACCAGGCAGGAGAGCAAAGGCCGGAGGACCGAAGGCAGCGAGCCCAGGCUGGUGACGGAGACCCACCAGACGCAGCUGGCGAACAGCAGCACCGCGAUGCUGCGCCGGAGCCUCCCCGGCUGCGCGAGCGUCAGCAAGCCCACGCAGCUCAGCACCAACAACAACCUGCCCGCCGCCGCUGGGGGCGUGUGCGGGCUCGGGUCCGCGGCCCCCCGCGGCCAGGACCACCACCACGGCCACAGCAGGAGGUCCCCCAGGUAACAGCAGGCGGGCAGCGCCAGCAGCCACCAGGAGCUGCUCGGACCCGGGCCGGAGCCCCGCUGGGACCGGGUCAGGAAGCAGCGUCCGCAGCCGGGCGGCUCCGGCAGCCCAGCUCUCGGGCUCGGCGCCCAGCAGCACCGCGAGGACAAAGGCGGCCAGGGCGCCGAGGGAGAGGCGCGCCCGGGAGAAGCGGGCUCCGCGCCGCGGCUGCUGGGGGGAGGCCGGCAGCGGCAGCUCCACGUUGCAGAAGCGGCAGAGGUGGAAGAAGAAGCCGCGCGGAGGGUCCUGCCGCAAGGGGCUCACGGAGCUCUUCACGUAGCCGUUCCUCAGGCUCUCGGGGGGCGAGCCGGCCCCGUCCACCGGUGGCGGCGGCGGGUACCGCAUGGUUUUGGCGUCUCGCUCGCCCCUCCUCAUGGCCGGGGUGGCCACGGGGCUCAGCACGCCCCGCUCGGACCGCAGCCAGCAGCUCGCGCUCCCGGACCACCCCUCCACCCCCACGCCGGACGCGCGAUCGGGGCGCCCCCCGGCUCGCAGCGCGUCAGAGCUGCGCCCGCCGCCGCGGCCCGGGGUCUCCGCCGCUCGGGAUGAGGAGCGGCAGAGUCCGCCUCAUGUUGGCUGGGGCGAGCGGCGGAAGGGGCUUGUCUCCCACACCGCUUCGGUCGCCGUCUCCUUUUUCCUCGGGCACCUCUGGGGACUGGAGACUCGGUGUCGCCUCCCAGCUCCCGCUGCCUGCAACAGUUACCUCACGGCCCCAGCCCGGUCCGUUGGGCGCGCGAGCGGCGGGCGGGCGCUCCUCCCCCGCGGCUGCUCCAGCCGGGCGCGCGCCCAGGCCGCCGUCCGCGCGCGCCCGCGUCCGGCCCCGCCAGCACCCGAGCCCGCCUGUCGCCUACAGGGACGCGAGAUCGCGACCCCGUAGGAAUGGGCGAGUCCCGAUGAAGGAGAGAGCAAUCGCGGUCACAGAGAAUCAUCAGAGAAAUGUGACGUUAGAUUAACUCUUUCACUGGCAACUUAAAUGGAUUGUGAAAGAAUGAAAGACGAGGAAUAUAUUCCAUGAGGCUGUGAUAUCACCAAGGAAAAACUUGAAAGAAUAAAAGAUUAUAAGGUUGGAAAGAAAGAAUUACUUAUAAAAACAGAUGUUCAACCCAACUGAGAAAAAAAUCCAGUAAUCAGCUGCCAACUAAUUAGCUCUAGUAUAUUUAAGAUUAUUUCUUGAAUCCUAAGCUACUGUUCAUAC